Molecule: messenger RNA, 2150 nt
Organism: Formica exsecta
Lineage: Eukaryota; Metazoa; Arthropoda; Insecta; Hymenoptera; Formicidae
Product: 40S ribosomal protein S12, mitochondrial-like
Exons: 3
Coding region: 795-1184 (129 amino acids)
Biological process (GO): translation
Cellular component (GO): small ribosomal subunit; ribosome
Molecular function (GO): structural constituent of ribosome
Source: RefSeq, a predicted model, not a curated record
GCUCCUAUUUGUGUUUAUUGGCAUUUUGCUAUAAUAAUUACAAAAUUUUUUAAAAAUCGUAAAGAAACAAGAGAGUCUACAAAACAAUAAGGAAGCAUUUUGAAAACGCAAACUUAGGUUGCGGUUAACCUUUAAUACCUAAAUAUUGCUUAAUAAGCUUUCGCUCGAACAAAAGAGACCAUUUUCUUUGCUUCAAAUGUCAAGCACAUCAUUUUUCAUACUUUACAGAAGGAAUUUUACUACUUCUAGAAAACAGACUCCAUAAAAAUGUUUUACAAUUUGUUAAGAAAGAAAGAAGAUAAAAUGUUAACGCUACUGUUACAUAUAUAUUACCGUCCUUGAAAUGACAAUUCUAAAUAAAAUAGAACAUUUUAUUUGGCAUUUAUAAAUUUAUACUCUCGAAAAAUGCGAGAAAUUUGAAAAAUGAAAUUUGCGAAAGAGUUCUUGAUUUUCUAAGACCACACAGAUGUAUAUAGAGUUUUGUUUAAAAUCUUCAGAAAAUAGACUCUACCAAAAUAAUUGGCAAAGAAUGGCAAUCAAAGAAAGAAAAGAUUAGUUCAGGUUUAAUAAAAAUGUAUAAAAUACAUCACCGUAUUGACUUUUUGGCAUACUGUUUUUACACGACAAUUCUAUGAAAUUUUAUUCUUUGAAGUUUCUUUUAUGACAGAACGGUUACAAAUUAUUCUUUCUAUACAUCGAUUAGUAUUUUUGAAUAAUAUCAAUCAAUGUAUAUAACGACUGAUUUAUAAUAUUAUAUUUUGCUUUUAUCCAAAUUAUUUUUUUGCGCAAUUAUAAUGAACGAUUGUAUGAUUAUUCAUAUUGAUUUAGGAUUAGAACAGAUCAGAUUAGGAAGCACGUUAUGGCAAAUGCUGAGGAGAAAUGGGCCGUACAAGAAACUCAAACCUUCGAAGAAUCCUUUCAAUGGCCAGCCAUUUAUGAAGGGCGUUGUUUUGAAAACCGUCAUCAAGAAACCGAAAAAACCUAAUUCCGCGAAUCGCAAAUGCGUCAUUGUACGAUUAUCGAGCGGUCGGGAAAUGACGGCAUAUGUUCCUGGAAUCGGUCACAAUUUGCAAGAGCACAAUAUAGUACUCUGUAGGGUUGGCCGAUUGCGAGAUGUACCUGGUGUCAAAAUAAAAUGCGUUCGCGGAAAGUACGACUUGCCACAUGUAGCUAAACGCGAAUAGUUUACAAUUAGCUGCUAUCAACAUCUAUCUGUCAUCAUUUUUUUAACGAGCAUUGACGAUAUUUUCGAGAUUGUUACAAAAUUUACGCUAAUCGAUCACGCAUGAAGGUGAUUGGAAAGUGAUUUUCGUCACGGUUUCGACAUAGUCCUUUGCAAAUUGCGGCCCUUUGACACAGUUUUGGAUCUGCACCCCGCAUUCACCGUUACCUGAACCAUGCGGCUUAACGGACAAUACGCAUCGGGAUGUCACAGUGGGAAAAGGGUUGUGGCAAGCCUCCGUUCUCUCGACAUUACGGCUGUGAACUUUACGCAUCUGCAGCCUGCAAUCUCCUUUCACCCACGCAGCCACUCACUAUUGACCAUAUGACAUGCUGACCAAUAUCCCGACAUUUUGGGAAGUCCGGCUCUCAACCUGAAUUGAAAUGUUCGCUUUUCGGCGACAAAGAAAAGCGUUCUGCAUAGAACCUUGCAUAAAUUUUCUUGCGUGGAGAACAGUAAAGAAAUCGUCGCCCAAUGCAUUUAUUACUUACGCAUUAUCUUAUAUACUUUUCCAUGUGUUAAAGUUGAGUUUUAAUCGUAUAAUUAAAUUUACAUUUUCGCAAAACUAAGAUGAUUGUUGUAUUGUAAAUGUAGCUCUUUUCAACAUUAAGUGCAGAGAAUUUAGAAAAUAUUUCAGAAAUUUCUUAUCUAUAUUUAUUUUUUCUUUCUAUAAAUGCAUAUUUUUAAUUAAAUGUAAUAUAUGUGUGCGUGUGAAUGAGAACCUAUUAUAGAAUACGCCUCGGGUUGCCCCGAGGGAUGAUGAUAGCGCCAAGCGCCACGAGGCGUGCGUACGCCAGAAUGUUCUAUUAAACUUUCAUAACGUGUGUUCCCUCUAUUUUGUAAGAAACACAGCUGACGUCAUCGGUGAUUAUUACUCACACAAGUUUAUAAGUUUAGAGAUUGAUAAUAAAUCUUUUAUGUGUGAUAG